AUGUCUAGCCAGAAUCUCUCGUCACCUCAACUACCUACUAUGAGCGACAACACCCCCACUCAGCACGAGCUGGUCUCGGCAGAAUGGCCCCAGGAAUCCGAGACUCAAGAGCUUCCAGAUUACGAUGAUUCCGAGAACUACCAUCGCGUCGGUGGCUUCUACUUCCGCCGGCCCUCGGUCGACACCUCCUCGCCGCUCCCCUCCCCCGUCCGCAGGCGCGUGUGGGAGGCCGCCUUGGAUCAGCAACAGCUCAACCUCACCCUGCGGCAAAACCGCCUUGAAACCCAACACAACACCUUUGAAACAGCGUUGGAGACGGUCGAGGAUCGGCAGGAUUUGAUGUCGGACCGUCAGGACGUUGAUGCGUCGCGCAUCACCCGCAUUGCGAGAGACCUUGAAAGUAUCCAAGAGACUCUCCAGUCCAGGCCAUGCGCGGCGUACUGUGGCCUCAAGUCGCCCAGUCGUCACACAAAAAAGCAUUGGCUGCCACGGUGCUUCAAAGCGGAGGGUGCGAUUGCACAUAUGGCAUGUCCUGCAACAGCAAAGGGCGCCACGGCUGAAUCCGAUGACGAGGUGUUUGAAGGUUCAUCUGGCGGUGCUGGGGGAAAGCGGAAGAAGGGAGAUGAAGAUGACGACGACGAUGAUGAAGAUGAUGAGGUCAAAGAUAAGCAAAAGUCUCCUAAGCGUCUUAAAACCUCCUCCGCAGCUGGCAACAAUGAGAUUAUUGAUCCGGAAAUGAGCGAGGGGCUUCGGCCUUCGGUCGCUAGUAAUGGUCUUCACGCUCCCGGAAGCCCCGGUUACUUCUCUACCGGAUCUGCAAGCAAAAAGCGGGCGCGUUCCAGUCGGUCUGCGGAGCGCUUAGAGGAUGACGAGGAGGAUAACGACCGGGAUUUGGAUGAGGAGGAUAAGCACAAAGCCAAGAGCCGGAAGCUGACGACCCAAAAUGAAGGGGCCGAUGAAGAGGACGAUGAAGAGGAAGAUGAAGAGGAGGAGGCUGACGAGGAGGGCAAGGAGCCGCUAAAGAUCAAGCUUCAGGAAAAGGCAAAAGUCUCCGCGGAGCUAAAAAAGAAGGCCAUUCCGAAGGCGAAGAAACCCACCCAUCCCAAGAAGACGAUUCCCACACCGACGAAAGCCAGAGCAAAUCCCGUUGCUAAGCCAGACAGAUCCACAAGCACUCGCUACGACUUGAGAAACCUUGUAAAGAUCCAAGAAGAGAGAAUAGAAGAAGAAAGGAAAAAGAAGCUUGCCGCUGAGGAGAAGAAAAGGGCCGACAUCAAGAAGAAAGCGGAGGCUAAGAAGAAAGCUGAGAUGAAGAAACAGGCUGAAGAAGAGAAGAAGAGACAGAUUGAUGAAGAAAAGAAGAAACAGUCUAAGAAGGGAAAAGCCGAAGAGAAGAAGAAUCAAAAGAAGUCGGUUGUGGAUGAAGAGGAAGAAGAAGAAGAAGAAGAGGAGGAGGAGGAGGAGGAGGAGGAGGAGGAGGAGGAGGAGGAGGAGGAGGAAGAGGUUGAAAAUGACGGCAGCAAAGAAGGGGAGGAGGACGAAAACGACGAUGAAGAGGUGGAAACGGAAGGCGAAGACGAGGUGGAGGACGAAGAAGAAGAAGAAUGA
Messenger RNA from Colletotrichum truncatum, 1608 nucleotides. RefSeq lists its product as uncharacterized. NCBI's taxonomy places the organism in Eukaryota, Fungi, Ascomycota, Sordariomycetes, Glomerellales, Glomerellaceae. The record is from RefSeq and is a predicted model, not a curated record.